ACACUUAACCCUUUCUCCAUUUCUUUCUUUCAAUCGGAACUAAAGAGUGACAGUUCUAAUAGUUUUUCACACACAAAAAUAGAGAAAACCCAAUCUAUAUAUUGAUUUAGUUCAUAAAAGAGCAACAUAAAAAGAAAAAAUGGUGAGAGCACCUUGUUGUGAAAAGAUGGGAUUGAAGAAAGGGCCAUGGGAUCAUGAAGAAGACCAAAUUCUCAUUUCUUACAUUCAAAAAAAUGGCCAUGGUAAUUGGCGCGCGCUUCCUAAACAAGCUGGACUAUUGAGAUGUGGAAAAAGUUGCAGACUCAGGUGGAUGAAUUAUUUGAGUCCAGAUAUAAAGAGGGGAAAUUUCACCAAAGAAGAAGAAGAUAAUAUCAUCCAUUUACAUGAAGUUCUUGGCAAUAGAUGGUCAGCAAUAGCAGCAAGAUUACCGGGAAGAACGGAUAAUGAAAUAAAAAAUAUUUGGCAUACUCAUUUGAAGAAAAGGCUAAAAAAUUAUCAGCCUCCUCAAAACUGCAAAAGACACUCCAAGAAGAUUAAUGAAAUAAAUAGUUUCGUGCAUGCUCCUAACUCGCCACAAAUAUCGUCUAGCCAAAUGUCAGCCGUGACAUCCGAUUCAUUGUCAUCGAUCGUUGCCCCGAGCAUGACAAUCGACGAUCAGAAUAAACAGGAAGAAAUCGACUCAUCGGAGUAUUUUAGCAAGAUCGACGAGAGUUUCUGGGAUGAAUUAGCAAUGGACAACAACUCCAAUUUUGUUACUACUAUGGCUGGUGAAGGAUUUCAAAGUUGUGACAUGUUUGAUGGUAGAACAAGAUUAGAGGAUGAUAUGGACUUUUUGUUCAACUUUUUCAUAAAGGCUGAGGAUUUGACAGAAUUACCAGAACUUUGAGGGGUCAAUUUUGGAUUUCAUCAUAAAUUGGGAGUCGACAAGUUUGAAAUUUCAUUUGUUUUUUCUUGACCAAAUAAGGACCACCAAAAUUUUGAAGUUAGUGCUUUUCAGCUAGGAUAUUCUUUUAUUAUUUAGUAUUACUCUUUGAUUUUUGAACUUCUUUGUCUUUAGUUUUAGCAUGGAGUAUAAACUAAAGUUGAUAGUGAUGGAUAAAGAUAGUGGGAAGUACUGUAUUGGCAUAGGAAAAUGUUCAUUACACAGACUUGCAUAUUGAGGGACCAUAUGUAGGGAAGAAAAAAUUGAUUAAGUUAUAUACACAAAUUGUGUAAAUAUUUAUAUAGUACCGUUAAUGCAUAAAAUUUAAAUUAAAAAAUAUUUUAGAUUAAUUGAAAAUGUUAGAAGAAGUGUA
Lycium ferocissimum is the source of this 1295-nucleotide messenger RNA. Its product is annotated as transcription factor MYB4-like. The transcript is spliced from 3 exons. The record is from RefSeq and is a predicted model, not a curated record. Lineage: Eukaryota; Viridiplantae; Streptophyta; Magnoliopsida; Solanales; Solanaceae. The coding region runs from base 140 to 886 and encodes 248 amino acids.